GCCCCUUCCAAGUUAUCUCUACUGCACAUUCCCGACAACUUGCAUCUAGAUAAUUCAUAUCUAGCAUUGUAGUGUUAUUUUAUGCAGCAAUGGUAGUAGCAAAAAAAUAUGUUGUUGUCAAGUAUUUUGAAGGAGAGCCAAAGUCUACAGACUUAAAAUUAAUCAAUGAAGAAUUACCAUUGCUGAAAAAUGGAGAAAUUUUGGUUGAAGCUGAAUAUUUAUCAGUUGAUCCUUAUAUGAGACUUUACAUAAAACAAGUCCCAUUGAACUCUACGAUGUUUGGAGCACAAAUUGCGAUAAUUGUUGAAUCUAAAAAUGCAAAUUAUCCAGUUGGGAAAAGAAUCGUUGGACAUUUAGGCUGGAGAACACAUACAGUAAUUAACAUGAAUGAUUUUGAUGAAGAUAGUUUGUUGGAAUUAAAGCCAGAAAUACUACCGGACACUGGAGAUUUACCGGUGUCACUUUGCCUUGGUGUGCUAGGACUUAUUGGGCAUACAGCAUAUUUUGGAUUAAUGGAAAUUUGCAAGCCAAAGGCAGGAGAAACUUUGGUUGUAUCAGGAGCAGCAGGAGCUGUUGGAUCUCAUGUCGGGCAAAUUGGAAAAAUUUUGGGGAUGAAAGUAAUAGGAAUCGCUGGCAGUGAUGAAAAAUGUAAAUGGAUUACCAGCGACCUGGGAUUCGACCAUGCGAUUAAUUACAAAACUCAAGACGUAGCGACUGAGUUGAAAAAAGUUGCUCCCCAAGGAGUUGACUGUUACUUUGACAAUGUGGGUGGAGAAAUAUCGAGCGCAGUUAUUUACCAAAUGAAUCCAUAUGGGCGAGUUUCAGUGUGUGGUUCUAUCUCAGCAUACAAUGCUAAUCUUGACGCUUUGCCCAAGUGUACUAUCACUCAACCUGCUAUGGUAAUGCAGCAAUUGAAAGUAGAAGGAUUUCUCAUGUUGCGCUGGAAAGAUCGGUCAAUGGAAGCAUUUGAAAAAAAUCUCCAAUGGAUCCGCGAAGGAAAACUUGUUUAUCGAGAAACUGUAACAGAAGGUUUUGAAAAUAUAUUCAAUGCGUUUUUACAUAUGCUCCGUGGGAGUAACAUUGGCAAAGCCAUUGUCAAAGUUUAGAUAAAAAGUAAGGGGCACAAUCAGUGUGAAAUUUUCAAAAAAUCGAUUUUUUUUUUCAUAUUUCGAUAGGUUGUACCUUUACAAAUAACGUUUUUAAAUUUCAAAUAGUUUUUGAGUUACAGCCAUUUAAAGAGUAGCCUCUCGGCAGUUAGAAUAAGAUCAUUUUAUCUUUAAACGCGUUUUUCUCGAAACAGCAUUUUUCAAAUUUGUUAGAGUAAUUCCUCGAAGGCAAAUGAUCUGAUCACUACCAAUUUUUUUUUCUGCAUGUUCUGUAUAUAAUUCUCCAUACAAUGACUCUCCAGUUUUUUUAUCUGAUCAAAAAUCGAAUUUUGGCAGGCCAAAAAUGACCAAAAUUUUAGGGAAAUUUAACUUUUUUUUUUAACGCGCCAUUUUGUCAAUUUUUGAUAUUUUUUUUCAACCGAGGGUCAUUGUACGGACAAUAUUUUCUAGUUUAACGAGAAUUUUUUUUUUUUUUUCCGUUUCAUUCAACAGUGGAAGACCUUUUUUUUUUAGCGCCAUCGAAGAUCGCGUGUAACUCGGAAAAUAUUUAAUUUUUUUCUUUCAAAAUUUUACUGUAUAUUCUUAAAAUAUGUAUUAAUAUACCCUUAACAUUUUAAAACAAUUCAUACAGAAGUUAUUUUUAUUUUAAUUCCCAAAAAUCGCCUUUUUUUUAGGCUGUCACACUGGUUGUGUCCUUUAACUAAAAACAUACCUGUAUUUCUCUUGAAGAGAGCUUUUAAAACAAUAAAAUAAAUCAGCAAAUCAUUUAUCAA
Cotesia glomerata is the source of this 1879-nucleotide messenger RNA. Its product is annotated as prostaglandin reductase 1-like. Gene Ontology annotation, cellular component: cytoplasm. Gene Ontology annotation, biological process: prostaglandin metabolic process. Gene Ontology annotation, molecular function: 2-alkenal reductase [NAD(P)H] activity; 15-oxoprostaglandin 13-reductase [NAD(P)+] activity. The transcript is spliced from 4 exons. The record is from RefSeq and is a predicted model, not a curated record. The coding region runs from base 90 to 1106 and encodes 338 amino acids. NCBI's taxonomy places the organism in Eukaryota, Metazoa, Arthropoda, Insecta, Hymenoptera, Braconidae.